Molecule: messenger RNA, 1352 nt
Organism: Phragmites australis (common reed)
Lineage: Eukaryota; Viridiplantae; Streptophyta; Magnoliopsida; Poales; Poaceae
Product: peroxidase 66-like
Exons: 3
Coding region: 36-1094 (352 amino acids)
Biological process (GO): response to oxidative stress; hydrogen peroxide catabolic process
Molecular function (GO): heme binding; peroxidase activity
Source: RefSeq, a predicted model, not a curated record
AGGACGGGAGCUAAGCAGAUAAGGGGAACGAACAGAUGGCAAUAAGCAGCAGGGGUACUGUGGUGCUGGCCACCGGCCUGCUCGUCGCCGCCGCCGUCUGCGCGGCAGCGGCAGCGGCACCGCUGCCUCGGUCUCUGUCUCGGCCUCGCCCUUCGGCGAUGAAGAACGACACAAGUUUGUCCCACUAUUUCUACGUGGACUCGUGCCCGCAACUGGAGACCAUCGUGCGCUCCACCGUGGACAACGCGAUCCGCCAGGAUGUCCGACUCACCGCCGGCCUCCUCCGCAUCUUUUUCCACGACUGCUUCCCUCAGGGGUGCGACGCGUCCAACCUGCUCGACAAUGGCGAGCGGCUGCUGGCACCCAACGUGGGGCUGCAGCAAGGGGCGCUGCAGCUCAUCGAGGACAUCCGAGCAAAGGUGCACUCCCAGUGCGGGCCCACUGUCUCCUGCGCCGACAUCCUCGUCCUCGCCACCCGCGACGCCGUCAACCUGGCCGGAGGCCCAGCCUUCACGGUGCCCCUGGGCCGCCUCGACAGCUUCGCGCCUGCUUCCGACGGCGAUGUCUUCAGCCUCCCGCCGCCGACCGCCAGCGUCGACACGCUGCUCGACGCGUUCAGCAGAAAGGGCCUCUCUGACCCCGCCGACCUCGUCGCUCUCUCCGGCGCGCACACCGUCGGGAAGGCGCGGUGCAGCUCCUUCGGCAACGAUACCAUCACCCCCAAGGACGACAUCAGCAGGUGCCUCGCCGGGUUCUGCUCCACCGGCGACGCGAACCGGCUGCGGGACCUGGACUUUCUCACGCCAGAGGUGUUCGACAACAUGUACUACAUUGACCUGACGCUGAACAAGGGGCCGGGGGUGAUGCUCAACUCCGACCAGGGGCUGGCCAGCCACCCCCGCACCAACUGGCUCGUCAGGGGCUUCGCCGACAACCACUGGUGGUUCUUCGAUCAGUUCUCAACCUCCAUGGUCAAAAUGAGCCAGUUGAAGGGGCCGCAAGGAAACGUCGGCGAGGUCCGAGGCAACUGCUUCAGGCCCAACACGGCCGCUGCAGGUGCCGCCGCCGGCGAGGGCCUUGCCGCCUCUGCUUGAGCUCGACAUCGUUAAAUGUUGGACUGCGAGCAGUUACUUUAAUUAGGUUCGGUGUUGUAAUAAUGCCCGCGCGGCACGUGCACCUACUCUGUCCAGGUGCACCUACUCUGUUUUUUUUUUCCACAUCACAUGUCCUAGUUUGAAAUAAGAUCAGAUCUAUUUUUUAAAAGAAAAUAUCUUGAUAUAAGAUCGGAUCCAGAUCGCCUUUUUUUGUUAAUAAUAAAAACUUACUUCUUGGAUUCCGUUGUCAAUCUACCA